CGUCUAUAGUUAUUGUACGUUAAUUAAUAUUUGCGAUUAUAUCUAGCUUAAAUAAAGAAAAAUUAUCUUUAUUCUCAUUUGAGAUUGAUCCUCGUUGCAAAAAGAGUUGUCAAAAAUGAUUGUAGAGAGAUUUGAAAAAAAACACUCAACACCUUUUUCUAUUGAUUAUUUGCUUAAUUAUAAAAAUAAUAAACUUAAUAUGGAUAAUUCAGUUUCAAACAAAUCUCUGCAGUUUUGGAAUAGAUUAAAUGAUCAACAAUGUCAUGAUCAGGCUUUUCAACAAUACAAUGUCAACAAGACAAAAUAUAAUGUUUUAGGCGGCAAACGAUCUAACGAAAAUGAAAUUAAGUCUUACAAUCAUUCAACCUUCAAUCGUCUCAAUCUAUCUCCUACUAGCUUUGAAAUAGAAAAAAACAAUCAAAACUGCAAAAUACGUUCUCUUUUGUCCUCAUUACCUUCAUCGCCAUCAUCUUUAUCUCCGUUAUCCUCCUCGACGACAUCUUCGUUAUCAUCAAAUAGUUCUAAUCAACGAUUUGAAGCAGUUGAAUUUCAAUUUGAUUUGAGUAAAUGCAUUCUUCGCAAACACAAAGCAAAUCGAAAGCCGAGGACGCCAUUUUCUGUGAAUCAGCUUCUUGCUCUCGAACAGAAAUUUAAACGUAAGCAAUAUUUAUCUAUAUCUGAAAGAUCAGAGUUAAGUGUCAUGCUACGGCUCACAGAAACUCAAAUAAAAAUCUGGUUUCAAAAUCGAAGAGCAAAACAAAAAAGAAGCAAAGAAGCGGAAAUCGAAGAGACAGCUCGAAACCAAUUUCCUCAUUCAGCAGUAAAUUAUCAUUUUUUGGAUGAAUCUUCGCGCUAUUUACCAAUUUCGUCAAAUUUAUACCCUAUUAAUAAAUCAAUAGAAUACGACGACCUUUACACAUACUCUUAAAUUAAAUUAAAAAACGUAAUUCGCCAUAAAGAUAAAGAAUUUUAGCAAAAGACUUUUGUAUAUAUUUCAUAACUCUAAUUUUAUUGCUCUAUAUAAAUAAAUAGUUUUUUCAGGAAAAUAUUUUUGUAUAUAAUUAUAAUGAACAGAAAUGAUAACGGAAA
Hydra vulgaris (swiftwater hydra) is the source of this 1089-nucleotide messenger RNA. RefSeq names its product homeobox protein vab-15. Lineage: Eukaryota; Metazoa; Cnidaria; Hydrozoa; Anthoathecata; Hydridae. Gene Ontology annotation, molecular function: DNA-binding transcription factor activity, RNA polymerase II-specific; RNA polymerase II transcription regulatory region sequence-specific DNA binding. The record is from RefSeq and is a predicted model, not a curated record. Gene Ontology annotation, biological process: regulation of transcription by RNA polymerase II; embryonic morphogenesis. Gene Ontology annotation, cellular component: nucleus.